AUGGUGCAUGGGCAGGUCCGCUAUUCUGUUCCCGAGGAAAUGGUGAAAGGCUCGCUGGUGGGAAAUAUUGCGCAGGACCUUGGCUUGGAUAUCAAGAGACUGAAAUCUGGUAGAGCUCGCAUCUUUUCUGAGGACAGUCGUGAGUACAUCGGUCUGAAUGCGGAUAAAGGGACGCUGGUUGUGAAAGAGAGAAUAGACAGAGAGGAGCUGUGCGCUCAGGUUUCCCCCUGCUCUUUACAUUUCCAGAUUAUUUUGGAUAACCCAAUGGAGCUGCAUCCCGUGAGAAUAGUUAUCCAGGAUCAGAAUGACAACGCACCUCAGGUUUUGUAUCCAGUACAAAGUAGUGGCUCUCUGGUGGCCGAAAUGGUUCCCCGUUCAGCAGAUGUGGGGUAUCUCGUCACUAAAGUGGUGGCUGUUGAUGUGGACUCGGGACAGAAUGCUUGGCUGACAUACAAACUGCAAAAGACAACAGACAGGGCUUUGUUCGAAGUCGGUGCGCAAAAUGGAGAAAUAAGGACUGUGCGUCAAGUCACUGACAAAGAUGCUGUAAGGCAAAAGCUCACUGUCAUUGUGGAGGACAACGGACAGCCACCCCGCUCAGCUACAGUCAAUGUUAACGUGGCGGUGGCUGACAACUUCCCUGAAGUGCUCUCCGAAUUUGCGGACAGUUCUCAUGAUAAGGAGUACAACGAUAACCUGACUUUUUACUUAGUUUUGGCACUGGCUGUCGUCUCAUUUCUCUUCAUAGUAUCCAUCAUAGCCAUACUGUCAGUGAAGUGCUACAGAUGGAGACGUGAGCGGAUGUUUUAUAAAUCCAACGGAAAUCUGCCGGUUAUUCCCUACUACCCACCUCUUUACGCAGAUGUAGGGGGCACAGGGACAUUAAAGCAAAUCUACAAUUACGAGAUGUGCGGAACGACUGACUCCCGGAAGAGUGAUCUGAAAUACAUCAGACCCUGUAGUCAGAGCAUUCUCAGUCUGGACACUAGUGGCACUCAGACCCUCUCUCGCAUGCCUGAUAGCAUGCGCACAGGUGGAGAUGCAGACAUACAGGUGAGCCAGGGGCCAUGCAAGUUUAAACGCCACUCAAAGUGA
Messenger RNA from Sardina pilchardus (European sardine), 1095 nucleotides. Its product is annotated as protocadherin beta-15-like. The record is from RefSeq and is a predicted model, not a curated record. Bases 1 to 1095 code for a protein of 364 amino acids. Gene Ontology annotation, molecular function: calcium ion binding. Gene Ontology annotation, cellular component: plasma membrane. Gene Ontology annotation, biological process: homophilic cell-cell adhesion. The transcript is spliced from 2 exons. NCBI's taxonomy places the organism in Eukaryota, Metazoa, Chordata, Actinopteri, Clupeiformes, Clupeidae.